Messenger RNA from Xyrauchen texanus (razorback sucker), 2971 nucleotides. RefSeq names its product ubiquitin-conjugating enzyme E2 G1. Gene Ontology annotation, molecular function: ubiquitin conjugating enzyme activity. Gene Ontology annotation, biological process: protein polyubiquitination; proteasome-mediated ubiquitin-dependent protein catabolic process. Bases 693 to 1214 code for a protein of 173 amino acids. The transcript is spliced from 6 exons. NCBI's taxonomy places the organism in Eukaryota, Metazoa, Chordata, Actinopteri, Cypriniformes, Catostomidae. The record is from RefSeq and is a predicted model, not a curated record.
AGGAUGUGAAAUUUUAACUAGUAAUUUUGUUUAUUUUCUCCCCCCAAUUUGGAAUUCCCAAUGCGCUCUUAAGUCCUCGUGGUGGUGUAGUGACUCACCUCAAUCCAGGUGGCAGAGGAUGAAUCUCAGUUUUGUCUGAGACCGUUAAUAUGUGCAUCUUAUCACGUGGCUUGUUGAGCACGUUAUCACGGAGACAUGGAAGCUUCCAAUGUCAACUCCCCACGUGCCCCACUGAGAGCGAGAACCACAUAAUGGCAACCACGAGGAGGUUACCCCAUGUCACUCUACCCUCCUUAGCAACUGGGACAAUUUGGUUGCUUAGGAGACCUGGCUUUAGGUACUCGGCACACCCUGGAUGCGAUCUUGCGACUCCAGGGGUGGUAGUCGGUGUAUUUACUCUGAGCUACCCAGGCCCCCACUUAGAGUAAUUGUUGUGUCAGCGCUGUUACAUUGUGGUUUGUUUGAGGCAUCAUUUGACUUGAGUCAUUUAAGAAGAAUCAAAUGACUAUUUGAUUUCAAGACUCUCUUAUAGGCUGAUUCACUGAUCACAACUUAUCAAAUUUACAGUUAGUCAUUUUAAUUUGUCUUUUGUAUUUCUUGUUUUGUUCAUUUGUGUCUUUUCCUUUAGUGUUACAGUAGAGACACUUUGGUUGGGAUGCCAGACUGUCUUAGUGAUUCAUGUGCUCAUAAAGAUGACACAUCCGUAUGACUGGAUGACCCAACUGUCAUCUUGUUUCUGUCAACAAGAACUGAAUAAAAAUCCUGUGGAAGGAUUCUCAGCCGGUUUAAUAGAUGAUAAUGACCUCUAUAGAUGGGAAGUGCUAAUAAUUGGUCCUCCUGAUACACUCUAUGAGGGUGGUGUCUUUAAAGCCCAUCUUACGUUUCCCAAAGACUAUCCUCUCAGACCUCCUAAAAUGAAGUUCAUAACGGAAAUAUGGCAUCCAAACGUCGACAAGAAUGGUGAUGUUUGUAUUUCAAUAUUACAUGAACCAGGGGAAGAUAAAUAUGGCUAUGAGAAACCAGAGGAGCGCUGGCUCCCCAUCCACACUGUAGAGACCAUCAUGAUUAGUGUCAUCUCUAUGCUAGCUGACCCCAAUGGAGAUUCCCCUGCCAAUGUUGAUGCAGCAAAGGAGUGGAGGGAAGACAGACAUGGUGAAUUCAAAAGAAAAGUUGCACGCUGUGUAAGAAAGAGUCAAGAGACUGCCUUUGAGUGAUAUUCAUCCAGCAGCUUGUAGCUUCUAUUUUCAGGGUCUCCAGUUGAGAAACAACAUGGCACUGUUUUCUUGCACUCUACCACCCUAUUGCUGGACUGGUUUUCAUUGAAUGUUGGCAGUAACAUGCUGGCAUUAAUAGGCUGCAAUAGAACAUAAGGCCAUCACAGAUGCUGACAGAACACGCCAAGCAAGUGCCAACAAAAAAAGAGAAGAAAAAAAACUUACAAAUUAUUAUGCUUUUCUCCUUUUUUUUUUUUCCAAGUCUAUGAACUGAUACAACUUUCAGGAAUUAAUUGUAAAGACCUGUACAUAGCACAGACAUAAAAACCGGAUAAUAUAUAAUUACUGUUCCUUUCCAUCCAGCGAGACUUCGUACCAAAUAAAUUAGCAGUUCUGUUGUUGGAGUGUGACAUCCUGUAAAGUUCUUGAGGACUAUAGUUCAUCUUCCACCCUCUUGCUGCCUCACAUCUACUAGUGUGCAUCAGAUCUGUUACAGGUGUGAGUGGUCUUGCAUACUUGCCUGUCAGUUUGAACAAGUGAAGUCUGCUUUGAUAUUUCUCACUCAAACUUAAUCUGGUAUUUGGAUGGGGAAGUCAGAGGUAAUCUAUUAUUUAAAUUAAUCAAGCAUGCUUGCCAUUCUGGACAGCUCUCACUCGGGACACUUCAGGUAAAAUGAAUGGCUGUAAAGCAUGGUCAUUUUCUAAUUGAUUAGGGGGUCAUGAUGGUGUUUCUCUGGUUUGGAUUUUAAAUGGGGUGGGAGGGGAAUGCUUUGGCUGAAAGAUAGCUCUAUUAUAGAGGAUGACUGCAUUCUGAGUGUCAGGUUCUAAUCUUUUCCCCAUGUUUCUUUUGGAGCUAUGGCAAGGAAACCCAUCAGAUGUGAUUAUUAUAAUUGUUUUAUUUCUUUUAUUUUAUUUUAUUUUUUUUGCAUGUUUUAAGUUCUCUUUUGUUUUCAAAAGUGCCUCCAAGUUAAAUAGCUUGGCUUGUUACAUGCCCUGCAUCAAACAGGAGCUAACGGGAGGGUCAUGUUGACAUGAGAACUUCUCAACAUCCUCUCAAGCUUGUGUGAAUUAAUUCUUGUUCCAGCAUUAUUAAUUGUUAUUUUGGUGUAGCAAUAACCCUGUUUUGCCCACUCGUGUGUGGACAUGUUAAAAUAUGAUUCUCAAAUAAGAUUUCAGGUAAGGAUCUUGCAAAGAUUUCUCCCUCUCAUCAGACCUGACUAUUUCUGUUUUUGUUUUUUAGAGCUUUGUGUGUGUGUGUGUGUGUGUGCGUGUGUGCGUGUGUGUGUGUGUCUUUGAUAGGUUUCUUAGCCAUGCUUUAAAUGUAGGUUUCUCACAAAUAGUUUAGUGUGUGUGUUCAUGCCUGUAUCCUACACACACUCUUCUCCCACAAUCCUUAAUUCUCUGGUUAAUUUUAUUCUGGCUCUGAAAGACUACUGCAGUUCUUUUGCCUAAUGUACAAAGACAAAAUACCAAUGUAUAUUUUUCAUGUUAUGGAAAUUGUCACCUCUUGUGAGUUCUUCUAAAAUAUAAUUUUUUUUCAAAUACUUGUCUGAUCAUGCUGUCUGUGUUCAAUUCAAUCCUCUUAAAGGGGUAGUUAACCCAAAAAUGUAAUUCAUCAUUUAUUCUCCCUCAUGCCAUCACAGAUGUGUAUGACACACUUUCUUCUGCAGAACACAAAUGAAGAUUUUUUUAUUUUAAGACUAUCUCUGCUCUGUAUGCUAUAAAUAAAGCAAGUGAAUAGCAUCUCCAAAAAGUAAC